AUGGAUCCCGGUCGCUCACAGUCACCCUCCCGGCCUAGAAAACAGACGUACAACAACUUCGGCACACGUCCACUCAAGUCAAGCAUGGAGUCAGACUCUGGUGCCUGCCACAUGGCCUCACAAUUCCUACAGAUAUUCAAGGAAUCAGGCCUCCAAAGGCAGCUGGAGGACGGCUGGGGGCAGAGGUACACUGGCGUCAGAGAUCCAGGCUCUGCAUCAGUACACGAUGAGGGGGUCAACCACGGCUGCCAGUUUGAUCCAAAGUCCUUGCGAAGUUCCAAGGCUCCCUCCCCAUCAGGUCCUCGGAAGCACCGUGAGGAGGCAGAUACCAGAAGCCGCAAGUCCAAGAGAUCCAGGAACGGCGACGUCAAAGAGGAAACCGAGGAGGAAGACGACAUAGAGGUAGUUCCGGUCGUUCAGCAAGGAUCAAGCAGGCCGUACUCUCCAGUCCAUGAUUGCCAACCGACAAUUUCCAGGGACGACCAUGCUACCUCCAACUAUAAGGCGAACAGGGACGUUUAUGGAGGCCGAGGCUAUCUGAGCCAUCUGGACACGGAGCUGGACGCUCUCAGAAAGCACUUACUUCAGCGUGCCAAUCCUCCCAGGCCUUAUCCUUGA
Trichoderma reesei QM6a is the source of this 618-nucleotide messenger RNA. RefSeq lists its product as uncharacterized. Bases 1 to 618 code for a protein of 205 amino acids. The transcript is spliced from 2 exons. The record is from RefSeq and is a predicted model, not a curated record. Lineage: Eukaryota; Fungi; Ascomycota; Sordariomycetes; Hypocreales; Hypocreaceae.